AAACUUAGAGUCUGGUGGGAAUGCAGACCUCCAGGAUGUCUUCUUCCCGUUUCCUGUGCCAGCUCUGCAACGAGCCUCUGAAACUCUCACAGGCGCUCUGGGCACUGCAGAAGGAGCCCUUGGAAGCCCAGCAAUGUACCAGCCCCUCCACGACGACCGCAGUCUCUGAGGAGGCGCUACAGGCCAGGACCUCCAGCAGCCGCCUUCCUGACUGUGGUGGGACACCCCAGGAACGUCCCUGCUGCUGCACCUUUACUCUGCUCGGUAGGUCUAUAUCCCUGAGAACUUUGCACGUCAUCCAAAACACCACCCUAGAGAUGUCCGAAGUCCUCUCUGGCCAGAAGGACGUGGACCACCCACUAUGUGUGGACUGUAUGGACAAUCUUCUGACGCAAGUAGAUGCCCAAAUCGCUCUAGUGGAAUCUGACAACCAGAAGUACAGGAGUUUCCUGGAGAGAGAGUCGCUGGUGAGUGAGGAGGAGAGGGAGGCCACGCACACGGAACUUUGUGCCGAGCUGCGGGAUCUGGAGCAGGAAGAAGCGAGGCUGGCUCUGGAGCUGAAGGACAUAGACCACCAUCAUGCAAGAAUAGCUGCCGAGCUCAGAGCAGCCCAGGCAGAGAGCAAGGAGCUGAAUCAACAGAAGGAGCAGUACUUGAUGGAUUAUGCUGCCUUGAAGAUGGGCCAGCUGGAGUUGAUGGACCAGCUGAGCAGUGUGGAGACCCAGUUGGAGUAUGCCCAGAAGCAGCUGCAACACCUGGAAAAGGCCAAUAUUUUCAACAUCACCUUUACAAUCUCGGAUGAGGGUCCGUUGGGCAUCAUCAACAACUUCAGGUUGGGCUGCAUUCCCGGCAUCCAGGUGGGAUGGGAUGAGAUCAACGCCGCCUGGGGACAGACCGCCUUACUGCUCUUCUCCUUGGCCAAGACAGUCGGGCUGCAAUUCCAGAGGUACCAACUAGUUCCCUGCGGGGACCAUUCCUACCUCAGAUCCUUGAACGGCGACGGGGAGCUGCUGUUGUUCUCAGAUGGGAGCCAAAACAUCUUCUUGGAUAACAAGUAUGACCGCGGAAUGAAGGCCUUCCUGGACUGCCUGCAGCAGUUUGUGGAUGAAGCUGAGAAGACAGAAUGUCUCUUCCUGCCCUACAGGGUCCAUGUGAAUGAAGGUUUGAUGGAGGAUGCCACGGGCAGUGGGGAAUGCGUCUCCAUCAGGACCCACCUGAACACAAAGGACCAGUGGGCAAAGGCUCUCAAAUUCAUGCUUACCGACUUAAAAGUGAUUCUUGCUUGGACUUCUUUAAGGUACUAUUGUACGUAG
This is a messenger RNA of Mesocricetus auratus (golden hamster), 1313 nucleotides long. It is a transcript of the gene Becn2, whose product is annotated as beclin 2. The transcript has a single exon. Gene Ontology annotation, cellular component: phosphatidylinositol 3-kinase complex, class III, type II; phosphatidylinositol 3-kinase complex, class III, type I; phagophore assembly site. The record is from RefSeq and is a predicted model, not a curated record. Bases 21 to 1313 code for a protein of 430 amino acids. NCBI's taxonomy places the organism in Eukaryota, Metazoa, Chordata, Mammalia, Rodentia, Cricetidae. Gene Ontology annotation, biological process: autophagosome assembly; autophagy; cellular response to nitrogen starvation.